UUAUUUUGGAAUGGGAUGACCGGAAGUUGAGUAUGGCGAUGUGGGUGCCGUUUUGACAAAAAAGGCUUUUAUUGUGAAAGACGUAUGGGAAGUGUAUUUUCCUUACGCGUGACUGCUUGAACCGGCGGCUCGCAGGUCCGGUUGGUUCACAGUUCAACAACCACACACAACACACAAUGAUACCAGCGCAGGGUUCAUGACAGCGGUGACCACGCUUUGACCAACAGUUCCGCCAGUUCGACCGACGCCAUGAAAACUUCAGAAAACCUUUCAUCGGUAGACGAACACGCUGCGCCUGCGCCCUGAACCGUCGGGGUUUUUUCUUCUUCCCCAGCGUGAGGUAUGGUGCCCUGCUUUUAAAGCCAGCAGCUGCUGCACAGAGCAGAGGCGCAGGCGAGGCGGAAUAUCACGGCGAUCCGCACGGACGAGACACGCCGACAGUCCCCGGGUCGUGGAUCAAUCUGGGGCUGAAACCGAGUAACGCGCUGUCAUUUCUUUUGACGCGCUCCGCGCACGGGACGAGUCGGGUUUUUUUUUUUUCAUGUGGAAGACGCUUUCUCCCGUGAAUUCUGAAUGAGCUCCCACAGCCUGGUCCACGUAGUGAGAUGAUCUAUAUCUGUGAUGGCGAAGGGUCUGUUUCCACGGGCCUGGGUGAAAAAGUCUUUCUAUUUCCAGUUUGUUGGGUCCUUGACAUCUCAGCUGCAGACAGGGAGACACAAACUGAAGAGGACAGUCAGCUCUGCCCUGAGGAGUUCUGCGGACUCCAUACAGGCUCGGAUCUCCUUUGUGCGGGUGAAGUACCUGUUCCUCACAUGGCUGACUGUGCUGGUGGGGAGUUGGGUGCUCUAUGUGCAAUACUCGGCAUACACAGAGCUGUGCAGAGGACACGAGUGCAAGAACGCCAUUUGUGAUAAAUACAGGAAGGGAAUCAUCGAUGGCUCUGCCUGCAGUGGUCUGUGUGACAAAGAAACCCUCUAUUUGGGCAGGUGUCUGUCAAUACUGCCAAACAACCAGGUAUACACAGGAAGCUGGGGAGACCACGACGGCAUCAUCCGCUGUAAGCUCGGGGAGGUUGUGCACUACGAGCUGGGCGAGGAGCCCGAGCCUCGGAGGGAGACCCCUGUGUUCGACAAGCCCACUAAAGGCACAUCUGUGGAGAAGUUCAAAGAAAUGGUCUUUAAUCACCUCAAGUCUAAGCUUGGGGAGCAGGGAAACCUCGCCAGCCUCGUUAGCCAGAUCCUGUCGGUCACCGAUGGCAACAGAGAUGGACGGGUGUCGUUGCCAGAAGCCCGCUCCACGUGGGCCCUCCUGCAGAUGGACGAGGUGCUGCUGGGCCUGCUACUCCAGGACCGUGGACACACUCCUCGCCUCCUCGGCUUCUGCGGGGACCUGUACAUGACAGAGCGAGUCCCCUACGGGCCCCUGUACGGUUUGUCCCUACCCUGGCCGUUUGUGUCCUGGGUACCAAGCGGUUUGCAGCGCACCAUGGACCAGUGGUUCACCCCUUCUUGGCCUCGCAAAGCCAAGAUCUCCAUGGGUCUGCUGGAGCUGGUGGAGGACAUCUUCCACGGCACCUAUGGCAGCUUCCUCAUCUGUGACCUCAACGCGGCACACUUCGGUUACACCGACCGCCACGAGCUCCGGCUCACCAACACCGGAGCAGUUGUCCCCGAAGACGAGUUCAGACGCACCAUGCGCGUACUGAAGUGUGAGACGGAUGCUGACUGCGUGUAUGGGGUGGACUGCCGGACAUCAUGUGACGUGUCGGAGAAACGGUGCAGGGAGGAGCCCGUCCAGCCAAACUUGGCGAAAGCGUGUGGCGCGCUGAAGGACUACAUCCUGCGCGGGGCGCCAUCAGUGAUGAGGGAGGAACUGGAGAGGCAGUUGUAUGCCUGUAUGGCGCUCAAGGGUAAUGCUGGACAGAUGAACAUGGAGCACUCGCUCAUCCUCAACAAUCUGAAAGCGCUGCUGUGGAAACAGAUCUCGCACACGAAGGACUCCUGACAUGGAGAAAUCUUUAUGAGAUCCUACCAGUCAAGUUUCUCACAUAAGGCUGAGUAUUAAAGAUGCUGUGAUGUAGAAGCUGUAAAUUUAAUUUUAGUCAUUUUUAUCAACUCUUAACACUUAAGAAUAAACUGACUGGAUGGAGACGUUACCUUCUCUAUCCCAGUUCCAGUUAAGUUUCGGGGCCUGGAAACACACAUUCCAGUACAAUGGAUUUAAAUUAACUUAACGAUAGCAUGUUGCCACCAGUCACUCUCACACACAGCCACAUCUCUUUGUAUUGUAUUGUUCACCACCGUGGAAUGUUGCUGAGGAAUUGCUGGACGAACAGAAUGAUUUUACUGUUAGACUCAAGAGCUGAGAGACUAAAUGUUUCAAAUGUGUGGGUGAACGUGGUUCAUCAAUUAAUUGUUUAUUCCAUUUAGGAAAACGAGGAUUACAAAGUCAGUGAUUGUUGCACAACAGUUCUAAUUCGAAGGGUAUUGGAAUUGCACUAUAUUAAGAUAUGCUCCUUGAUUUGGUCAAGAACAGUGUUAUUCUGUAGUUUUAACAAUCCAACAAAAAAGACCAACCCCAACAGUGUUAGUGUUCCAAUAUGAUUUUACUACGCUCUGCACCACUCCGCCUCAAGCCUAUCGGUGCCCUUUACAGUGGAUUAUUUGACAGUAAGAAAAGUAGAUGUGACCUAACAGGAUGCUGACUAAUCAAAAUCCUCCAAAGGACUCAGUGGCUCUUCUUCUGGUUGUCACUCACCUGUAUGAUAUCAUUGCUCAUGAGCUCCCAAGUGGACGACGUGAUGGUAUUUGUCAGUACUGCAGAAGGUUCACACUGUCGCUGUGCUUCAUUACGCUGAAAGUUUCCACCUGUGUAACCCAUGUGACAUCACCGAUGCUGCAUUAAUGACACCAAGAGAAAAACACUAGUGCAUUUUAUUUGUUUUGUGAAUGUUGAUCUACAUGUACUUUUCAGCGAAAAGAGUAUUCUUGUGGUAAUGUACUGUAUCACCUUAUUUUUUGGGAUUUCAUCCGUCACAGUGCCAGAGAUCAUGCUGAACUCAUCUAAUCGAAUGUUUACCACCGGUGAAGGUGGAGAUCCUUUAUUGAACCACAUGUCACAUCUGAAUGCUGUAUUAAAAAAAGAUAUAUAUUUUCUCCAUGGUCCGUUCCAGACAUGAAGAAACUGACCGUUUUGGAAGUUGACCUUGUACCACAUACCAGAACAGACAGGACCUGUAAAGCAUGUUUAUCCUGAGGUCAGUGCUGCUGUGAGUCUUGAAAUGUAAAAAGAAAAAGUUUACUUAUUUUAGAAACCAGCAUGACUUGCACAAUUAAACUCCAUACCACUUCACUGUAAUAAGUCAAACGUGUUCAGGUCUGUGAUUAACUCCACACUGCAGUCCGCUCAUACUGUGUUGGAUAUUGACACUGUAAAUAUUAGUCAUGGGUGUAACAACUUGUUCCCUUAAAGUACACAAAACUCAUUCAUAGCAUUAUGGACUGAGCCAGACACAGGCAUGAGUUUGAAAUAAAUUUUAUUUGUGUG
Scophthalmus maximus (turbot) is the source of this 3546-nucleotide messenger RNA. Its product is annotated as divergent protein kinase domain 1A. The record is from RefSeq and is a predicted model, not a curated record. The transcript has 7 exons. NCBI's taxonomy places the organism in Eukaryota, Metazoa, Chordata, Actinopteri, Pleuronectiformes, Scophthalmidae. Bases 622 to 2004 code for a protein of 460 amino acids.